CUACCAAUUCCAGUCACCGGUCGAGACCCUAGACACGCCCAUGACGAAACUCACCCUGUAGUUGUCCUGCUGCCAUUCCACCGGUCGCUUUUGCCCCAGACGCCUCGACGGCUCGUCUCAGUCCAUCCUGCAACUUGUUGAUCUCUACAACUAAACUCCUAUUUUCGAGAAUCCACGGCAUCCCAUCUCUUGCUCAACGAAGAAUCCACUGGAGCCUCCUGUCUAAACCUCCUCGAAGUUUGACCUGUAUCUUUGGCGUAUACUCUACACAGCUCGUCUCACCAGCUCUCAGCGUGCGCAACAGCUGUGACGCAUCUACGACAACUGUACAUCACCUAGCCUCCAGACACUUGACGUCUUUGAUGUCCUACCUUCUCCUCCUAUCGGCUGUUCUCCUGCCCAGAUCUGGAACCGUACUAUCCUCAUCUAUUUCACAGCAAGAAACAGGCUUAGCCGUGAGGCUGUUGUCCACGCGGCAACUCGUGCAUACUCUUGUUAGCUGCAAGCCAGCGUAAACCGGCCUGGUCGGCGCUGUCAAAAGAUAUCAGACACCACAUCCAGGAUCCGCUGGGAGUCAUCUGGAUGCUCUGAGGACAAAUCUUGUCCUCAGCGGGACUGUCGGCUUCCCGAACAAUGGCCUCCAACGAUGAACGCGUUCCGUUCCUGUCGGAAAGCUGCAGCUUGAGCGACAAUGGUGACUCGAAACGCCUCCAUCCAACAAUGAACAAUUCCAUAUCCAGUGACGGUCGAAGCGCAAGGCCACGAGGAUCUUCCAACACUUCGCUCGACUCACAUCAAUUCGACUCUUCCAGAUAUCACCAAGCUCGACAGCCGAUAAAUGAUGCUGUCACCUCCGCCUUCAACAAUGCCGAUGCAACCUCUGCCGCUUCCAUUCCCCCGGAAUUGCUCCAGCAGAUUACUUCACAGAUCACUGCCAACGUCCUCCAACAACUAAAGGGAGUCAACUUGCCAACACCUGCCCAACCACCACCACUAUCCGGUUCUCAAGUAGACGCGGCCUCGUCGACGACAGGAUCUCCUCCUUUGAAUCGAGCUACAGUCUACACACCUCCAACACCCCAUCGUACCUCAGAAGACGCUGGGAUGGGCCACCCGUCCCCUCAAUUUCCUCCGGCCCCACAGUCAAAGGAGCCAUCCUUUCGAGGUAGUCCGCCCCCUGUCGAAAACAGAGCUGUGUCUCCUUUCAGUCAGGCUAGUCAUCAGUCCGAGGACGACACCCAUCAAGAUCGACCAGUUCGGCCUAAAGGCCCGAAGAGAGUUGAUACCGGUGGAGAUGCCACCACUUUGGAACGGGUAUGGGGAACCUUGUUCGACGAGCAAGGUCAGGCCACUGUUCGACUGGGACAAUUCUUACGGGGCAUUGCUGUUCAUCUGAUUGAAGACUACGAGCCAAGGCACAGCUUGGUCAUUACACCAGCUAAGAUGCAGAAAUACUACGAAGAAACCAAACUUUCGGCUGAAGUCUACCCAUGGAAGAUCGUUUUCGAUGAUAGGACAUCCUCGAUUUCUCGAAUGUUCAGGGACAUUGAAGCCGAACAUCACCUGGUGCAGGAGAAGCUGCACGAGAGACCCGACCUUCCUGGUUUGACACCCAGAGGCUUUGAAACAUGGGCGACUUUACUCCUCAAGGCACACCCGGAUCAAGAGUUCGAGAGGCUGGCCAAGACUGCGCUGGACAUGCCGAUCAGCAACCCCGAUGACAAGAAAGAACGUUUCCCAAAAGAGAUUUCACGGCGACUCUUUCCCACCCGCUCUGACACCGAGAUAGCCUACAAGCUGCAGAAGGCUAUGUCGACUCACUGCAACGUCAACUUUGCUUCGCGCCAAGGCAGCACGGCUAGCGCAGCAGAGUCAGGGCCUCGAGCUUCACAACCAAACCAGGCAAGUGAAGAGACGCACAAGACGACUAUGAGGCCUGCGCCGGAUAAGCAAGACCCGAUCAAUAGCACAUCUCAGCCUAGUCCAUCCUUGUCGCAGACCAGCCAGGAUCGUCAGCGACAACCAUAUUCGAGUGCCCCAUCGGAUGCCGAAGAAAAUACUGUCGAGAACACCGAAGACACGCCUACUCCACAACCAAUCGAGCGUGAGCGUAAGCCAUACGUUGCCGCCCCGGGCGGUGGAAAGACCUACGACGUUCUUGAUAAGCCCGCUGAAGCAACAGAAAUGAAAGCAGCGCCUGCACCUCCGCCUCACGAAUCCAGACUAGGGCGCUCAAACUCCGUCCAUGCCACCAGCGGAUACAAUGAUAACUCGAGAUCUGGCGCGCCAGCAGUGGCCGUUCAUCAGAAACCACCACCUCCGCCUAUGGAUGCGGAAGCGCCCCGACAUCAUCGUUCCAACAGCACCUAUCACCGAGAACAGCCUAAGAAUGGUCGGAAUCGGUCUCCAUCCAUGAGCAAGGAGAACGGAUCCGCUUUUUAUGGGCGCAAACCAGAGACGGAAGUACCCUAUGCUUCGUCACGCCAUUCGUACAACGGCAAUGAUCCUUACGAAGAAGCUAGACGAUACAAAGAAUAUGAACUGCAACGGGAACGCCUGGCUAAUGACCGGUAUGACGCCGCCAGGAUGGCAGCAUAUGACCCACGAGAAAGAGAGCGCGAGCGAGCCAGGGACAACAGACCACGAAUGCAAUCUGUCUCCGGGCAUGAUGGACGUGCUCCACCUCCAUACUCAAGUUCAGUUCCCGAUGAGGAGUACUAUCGGGAUCCACGACGCGGAGGCAGUGCGACGUCAUACGGCACUCCUGCCGCAAUUAGUACUGGGUUUCAGCCUCCUCCGCCUCCCCCAGGAGUAAGGGACUCUGCUUCGAUCCCUAGAGAUACUACAUAUGGAUCCUAUCCAUCCUCGGCGGGGUACCCUCCUACCAGUUACCGAGACAUGCGAUAAGUCUCGAUCAGAAUGGCACCGACGCCCAUUUGAGAUCCACCAAGUGGGAGGCAAAUGGGCAUCGAUGUAUAUGACCAACACCAGCUAUGAACAGACAAGAAUGACUUUCCUUUUCACCGUGCCACACCAAAUGCAUUGGUGUGGUGCUACGACUUCUGGCGCAUGGUUGAGCGUUCUUUGGUAACUUUCGUUUGUUGAUAUCCCCUUUGCAGGCUGUUUCAUUUGUCGAUCGCAUAUGUUGAAGCAUGAGGAGAUUACCUUGUAUGAUAUAUCAGGAUGAUAUUCUAUCACAAUGCUGCAUAUUAAAGAGGACGAUAGGUUGCUGGCGAGCUGGACUCGAUGGUCUACGCAUGACAAUCAUGUAUAUUUAUUCUUGAUUUGGACCUCGGAUAGCCCUGUAUUACUACUAUUUAUGACCUAUGCAUGACAAUUUAAC
Molecule: messenger RNA, 3343 nt
Organism: Exophiala xenobiotica
Lineage: Eukaryota; Fungi; Ascomycota; Eurotiomycetes; Chaetothyriales; Herpotrichiellaceae
Exons: 1
Coding region: 634-2907 (757 amino acids)
Source: RefSeq, a predicted model, not a curated record